Messenger RNA from Clonostachys solani, 2577 nucleotides. NCBI's taxonomy places the organism in Eukaryota, Fungi, Ascomycota, Sordariomycetes, Hypocreales, Bionectriaceae. The record is from the annotation of a GenBank genome assembly.
AUGGCUCCCCCCGCGAAGCGUCGAAGGCGUGAUGCGGUCGAUGCCUCGGACGACGAUGACGAUGACCAGCCUCGACCUGGGAACACCUUGACCAGUUUCUUCACCUCGUCGCUCAGCUCGCCCCCCAAGCCCCAGGCACGGCCUUCUUCGCAAAGCCCCUCCAAACCCGCGACCAAAGCCUCUCCCAAAAAGUCAGCUGCCGCCACCAAGGCCCAGAAGAAGGGCGCGAGCCCCAGCACGAGGCGCUCCAAGGACUUCUUCAAUGGGUCGGAGAAGGGCAAAUCCGCCGACCUGAAGACCCUCUUCUCGCGCCAGACGCAGCGGACUUCCGGGCUUGGCCAGACAAAGGCGACUCUGCCGGCGAAAGACGUGAUCAGCGACCCGAUCUCGGACGACGACGACAUCUCGGAACUCAAAGCAAGCACGUCAAGCUUUGUUGGGAAGCAUGCGAGAAAGAGGGCAAGAAACGGUGCUCAGUUCGCGGCACCGUUGAGCAACGCGGCGCCCAGCCUGCGAUUCUUAAAACCGUCCAAGCCUUUCGGGGCUGAAAGCUCAGACGAGGAAGCGAGGCCAUGGUCGGAGCGGUUCGGCCCUCGGAACCUAGAAGAGCUGGCAGUUCACAAGAAAAAGGUCUCCGACGUGAAGCGAUGGCUGGAUGAUGUAAUGACUGGUCGCCUUCAUCAGCGGGCAUUGAUCUUGAAGGGAGCAGCUGGAUCGGGGAAAACUACAACAAUGCGGUUACUUGCGAAAGACAUGGGUUUCGAGUUGCUGGAGUGGAAGAAUCCUACAAACACGCCCGGCCUAGGCUUUGUGUCGGCUUCAGCUCAGUUCGACGAGUUCCUUGGCCGUGGAAGCAAGUUUGGCGCCUUGGAUCUUGACGAUGAUUCCCCAACCCCAUUCAGCACGCCAAACAACAGCGCUCCACGGGAUCAGCCUAGGCAGGUGAUGCUGAUAGAGGAGUUUCCCAAUACCUUUUCUCGGUCGUCAACGGCUCUGACCUCCUUUCGGAACUCGCUUCUCGGCUAUCUCUCCAGGGACACGCCGUCUUCCUCGUUCUUACAGCCGGAGUCUAACAAAGACCCCGUCAAGCCAGUGGUAAUGAUUAUUUCAGAAGCGCUCCUGACAACUACCUCAUCCUCGGCAGACAGCUUUACUGCCCACCGACUUCUUGGACCUGAUCUCCUGCGCCACCCCGGCGUUAAGGUCAUCGAAUUCAAUGCGAUUGCGCCUACAAUAUUGGCAAAGGCCCUGGACCUCGUUGUACAGAAGGAGGCCCGGAGGUCAGGGAGGAAAAGGACACCCGGACCUGUCGUAUUGAAGAGGCUCGGGGAGAUUGGAGAUAUUCGAAGUGCAAUUUCAUCACUUGAGUUCUUGUGCCUCAAGGGCGACCAAGAAGCAGACUGGGGGUCGAGGGUAGCAUUCAUCAAUGGGAGGAAGAGCGUCCGGGACGGCAUCGCGCUCACGAAGAGCGAAUCGGAGAGUCUAGAAUUGAUAUCGCAACGGGAAGCAAGCCUGGGAAUGUUUCAUGCUGUGGGUAAAGUCGUUUACAACAAGCGAGAUCCGCCGGUGCCUGGGGACAAGGUCGAAAACCUACCAUUCUACCUCUCGCACCUCUCAAGACCGAGGAAGUCGCAGGUUUCGGUGGACACGCUCAUCGAUGAGACGGGGACGGACACUUCAACGUUUAUAUCGGCCCUGCAUGAGAAUUUUGCCGCCUCGUGUGAGGGAGCAGACGACUCCGAUCUCACAACGCCGAUGGAAUACCUCAAUGACUGUAUCGAGGCACUAUCCCUGAGCGACCUUGUUUGCCCGUCAAGGGACUUUAGCUCAGCAGGCAGAGGCGGCGGGUUCUUGGGGGCUGAUUCGGGGAGCCAUAUCGUUCGCCAGGACGAGAUAGCAUUUCAAGUUGCCGUCCGUGGGCUGCUAUUUGCACUGCCCUACCCCGUACGGAGAAAGCCGUCCACGGCCCUGAAGGGUGCCGAUGCAUUUAAGAUGUACUACCCGAUGAGUUUGAAGCUCUGGCGGGCCAGGGAGAACCUCGAAGGGCUCGUGGAUGUCUGGUCGUCGAGACUUCUCAAGGGCGAGUUCAGCGUGUCGACGAAGAACUUGACUGACGGAGCGGGCGCAUUCCGGAAAUCCAAGCAACCGGGCGAUCUAUCCUGGAUGCACCGCCAACACCAGAACCGCCAGCAGCAGUCCGCCCCCAAGGCACCCGAAGCAGAGAGCACCGAUAACGACGGCGUGCCCAUCCUCUCCUUGGGAAGUGCAGCUCGCCGCGAACUCCUGCUUGAGCGGCUCCCAUACAUGGCGCACAUUGCCCGCGGCAACCGUGCAAAGUCGGGGGGUAUACGCCUGCAGGACCUCGAGAAGGUGGUCUCGUUUAAGGGAAUCGGAGCCGGAGAAGAGGGCUCGUCAGAUACGGAGGAGGAAGACACGUCAACGCGCGAGGCAUGGGCAACGGACAAACCAUCGGAGGAGGCAAGCCCCAAGAAGAGGGCGGCAGGCGUCAAGGCGGAUUCUGUAACGACGGGGUUUGCGCAGAAGCUUGUUCUGAGCGACGAUGAUAUCGAGGACUGA